Diaporthe amygdali is the source of this 516-nucleotide messenger RNA. RefSeq lists its product as uncharacterized. The record is from RefSeq and is a predicted model, not a curated record. NCBI's taxonomy places the organism in Eukaryota, Fungi, Ascomycota, Sordariomycetes, Diaporthales, Diaporthaceae. Bases 1 to 516 code for a protein of 171 amino acids. The transcript is spliced from 2 exons.
AUGAAGUCUUUCGUCCCUCUCAUCGCCUUCCUGGCCCCUGUUGCCAUUAUGGCACAGACCGCCACCACAACAGCCUCAUCCGCCUCGUCAACCUGCGAUGCGGACUACAUCGUGGAGGACUGCCUGCAGAGCACGACGGCCCGCCAGCAAGACUGUGACUCGCAAGACUACACGUGCCAAUGUGCCGCAUACCAAGCCAUCGCAACCUGCUACAACAACUGCCCCAACGACGCCCGCGCGUCCACCGCCCAGGGCCAGGUGACGCAGUUCUGCGCCCUGGCCAGCCAGUACGCCUCGACCAACUCGGUCAAGGCCACGGGCAGCGCGGCGGCGUCGUCCGGCUCCGCCUCGGCCACGGCCACGGCCACCGACGACUCGAGCAGCAGCAGCAGCACCUCCACCGCGUCCAGCAGCUCCAGCAGCUCCAGCUCGUCCGCCAACUCGGCCGCCGACCUCGCCAUCAGUGCCGGCGGCCUGCUGGCUGCCGUCGCCGGCGUCAUGGGUGCCCUGCUGUAG